Mangifera indica (mango) is the source of this 1746-nucleotide messenger RNA. RefSeq lists its product as uncharacterized. The transcript has 4 exons. Gene Ontology annotation, biological process: mitochondrial translation. Bases 149 to 937 code for a protein of 262 amino acids. Lineage: Eukaryota; Viridiplantae; Streptophyta; Magnoliopsida; Sapindales; Anacardiaceae. Gene Ontology annotation, cellular component: mitochondrial small ribosomal subunit. Gene Ontology annotation, molecular function: structural constituent of ribosome. The record is from RefSeq and is a predicted model, not a curated record.
CAUGUUUUAAUUCUACUUGUUUCUUCAAUCUAUAAUCUAAACAAUCCAGAGAUUUAUGUGGAAAUAAAUAUGGAGGCAAAUCUUAGAAUGAGUUAUUGAAAGCUAGCCAAAGAGUGCCUUAAACUAGUGUUCUCCCUAACAAGUGAAAAUGAGACGAACUCUGGUAAACAAUGCUUUUCUCUUUACUCAGAACCUUUUUCACCAUCCAAACUCUAACCCAUCAUUUGUCCCACUCGCUGCUUCGAUUAGGAGUCCUCUCAGGCUCUACUCUUGUGACUCAAAUGACUCCUCCAAAGACCAAAGCCUCCCUGCCCCUGUGCUGAAUCCCCCUUGGCAGCUCAAACCCAGAAGAAGGAGGUGUCUCUCGAUCUCCAGGAUGUUAGUAACAAAGAUGGGAUGGUCGUUUUUGUCAGAGCUGAAAAUGCGGAUACAGAAAUAUUUUAAAGGUGAUGAAGAGACUUUGCCAGCUAUUCUUGAAGCCAAAUUGCAGAGGAGGUUGACAGGGAAGCAUGAUGAGACAGACGAUGAGUUGGUUGAAGAAUUGCAGAUGAAGCCAUUGGAUGAUAUCAAAGACAAAGAGUUUGAAUCGGAUUUUGAGGAGUUAUAUGAGACUGAUGAGGAGAUUGAUGAUUUGUACAAUGCAAGGGAUUAUGUUAUGAAGAAGAUGGUGAAAGAUGAAUAUUUCAACAUGGAUAAGAAGAAGUGGGAUGAGAUGAUUAGCGAAGCAGUUCAGCAUGGGUAUUUGAGAGACACGAGAGAAUGUGAGGAAAUUCUCAAGGAUAUCUUAGCUGGGACAAGCUCCUGCCAGAAAACUGUGGAGGAGAAGUUCAUUGAACUUCUGGGUAUGUGUGAGAGAGGAGAGCUUGAACCUGAACAAGCAUAUGAGCUGUUUAAGGAGUUAGGAUGGAAUAGUCUUAGAAUACAUGAAAUGGUUUGAUGCAGAGGGUCCCCCACAGUUUGAUUUAUCUGCAGUACUGGACACGAAAAAGAACAUUGAUGACCCUCCAGGGGAGGGGCCAAUCCUUAGGUGGCAAACACGGGCGGUCUUUGCUCCUGGUGGUGAUGCUUGGCAUCCCAAAAACAGAAAAAUAAAAAAUGUCUGUCACUGUGAAAGAGCUUGGACUUUCGAAACAUCAAUUCUGUCGGCUGAGAGAACUGGUUGGGAAAAGUUAUCAACCAGGUAAAGAUGAGCUCACUAUUACCAGUGAGAGGUUUGAACACCAAGAGGAAAACCGAAAAGAUUGCCUUAGAGCUAAUCUUUUCCCUGAUUGAGGAAGCUGGGAAAGCAAACAAGAUGGCGGAGGAUGCCCAAACUUCUUAUGUGAAGGACAAACUCAGAGCUAAUCCAGCAUUCAUGGAAAGGUUGUGUGCCAAGACAAUGAGAUCACAAAGAUCUAAUUCUGUGUGAGUGCAUGAGGUUAUGAAUAGCAAACACAUGGAGAAAUAAACUUCCAGGUUGAGGACUUCCAAUUUCUGGGUAUUAAUUUUGCAGCAGUUUCUGUUCUCGCAAGCAUAGAGGCAAAACAUCUUUCCCCUACUUCAUGCCGUCAGCAAUAUACAUUGUCAUAUGUUGUGGCUGAUUAACCACAGAGAUACUUGUUUUUUGUUAGCAUUAGUGUGUGCUGCUUCAUAAUUUGUUCUUAUGUUAAAAAGAUUCUUCGAUGUAUUUAAUUAUUCUAAUAUGAAUUUUCAUCAAGGAGGUGCUAAAAGGGCACAAGAUCUUGAAAAGUUGCCAAGUUUGGUAAA